Molecule: messenger RNA, 612 nt
Organism: Exaiptasia diaphana
Lineage: Eukaryota; Metazoa; Cnidaria; Anthozoa; Actiniaria; Aiptasiidae
Product: retinoschisin-like
Exons: 3
Source: RefSeq, a predicted model, not a curated record
CUCACAAUUGAUUUGGGUUCACAUCAUGUGGUUUGCGCUGUUGGUACACAGGGUUGCAAUAUUGCUGAUCGUUGGGUAAAAUCGUAUCACAUUUCGAUAUCCUCAAAUGGAAUCUUAUGGUCUCUGUACAAGGAAAGCAAUGUGACAAGGAUUUUCUACGGGAACCACGAUCGAUCGACGAUAUCUCAUCAGUUAUUGUACCACAGCCCCACAGCAAGAUAUGUCCGUAUUGCACCCCAAACAUACCAUGGUUUGCCAUGCUUGAGGAUGGAGAUUUAUGGCUAUCAACUGGAAUCAACGUGUUCAAAGCACAGUGUUGGUGUCCCUAGUCCAUUAGUCGUACCAAAGCAUCGAUUUAAUGCUACGUCUAAUGACCAAUAUAAUCGUCCGUACAUGGCUCGAUUACAAGGUUAUUCUUCGUGGAAACCUCUUGCAGCGAGUAACCAAUACCUUCAGAUAGAUCUGGGUAAAAUAUUCUGCAUUUGUGCCGUAUUGACUCAGGGAGACCCCAUUCACAGACAUUGGGUCACAAAGUAUUCACUACGAUACUCGAAUGAUAAUAAAUUGUGGAAAAAGUAUAAAAAGCUGGAUGGAAAAGAAAAGGUAUUUUGA